Molecule: messenger RNA, 4146 nt
Organism: Acanthopagrus latus (yellowfin seabream)
Lineage: Eukaryota; Metazoa; Chordata; Actinopteri; Spariformes; Sparidae
Product: mucin-2
Exons: 14
Coding region: 125-3325 (1066 amino acids)
Biological process (GO): cell-cell junction assembly
Source: RefSeq, a predicted model, not a curated record
GCUCUCAGACUGAGCCACCUGUAGCAGGCAGCAGCGACUACACCCCGAAGCCGACGGAGACUGUGACACAGCACCGUUAUUCUGCCCGUCACACCGGACUGAGACCCGGCGCAAGACCCGAACCAUGUUCCUGAGCUACCUGUCUGUCGCGUUUCUGCUGGGCACAGCCAUUAAAGGAACCGUAUCAGAAAAUGUCACCACCAGCGGAGGACUCAAUGAGACAUCAACCACUCCUACAACUUCUCCUAUGACUUAUACUACAACUUCACCAUCAUCUAUAGCAAAAAAUGCCACAACAGAAUCUACAGCUUCACCACCAUCUGCAACAGACCCUCCCACAGCCACGGGACCCUCUACAACUACAGGAAAUGCCACAACAGAAUCUAGAACUACGAAACCACCCACCACCGAUACAGAGACAACCUUCUCUCCACCCAGCACAGAGUCCAGGACCACUAUAGAAGCAGUCAACACCACCGUUACCCAGGACAGUAACGUCACCACCAGCCACCCAACGGACUCUCCAACCAAUGGUUCAACUACAAGCCCCAAGACAAAUGCAGCCACCACACCUACUCCAGAUCCAACACUGACCACAACCAAUGGCACAACUACAAAUACACCAACCACGCAACCAAACAAUGACACAACUGGCACUACACCACCUACAGCCAACGUCACAACUACAGGUACACCAACCACGCAACCAAACAAUGACACAACUGGCACUACACCACCUACAGCCAACGUCACAACUACAGGUACACCAACCACGCAACCAAACAAUGACACAACUGGCACUACACCACCUACAGCCAACGUCACAACUACAGGUACACCAACCACGCAACCAAACAAUGACACAACUGGCACUACCCCACCUACAGCUAACAUCACAACUACAGCUACACCAACCACGCAACCAAACAAUGACACAACUGGCACUACCCCACCUACAGCUAACAUCACAACUACAGCUACACCAACCACGCAACCACACAAUGACACAACUGGCACUACACCACCUACAGCCAACGUCACAACUACAGGUACACCAACCACGCAACCACACAAUGACACAACUGGCACUACGCCACCUACAGCCAAUGUCACAACUACAGGUACACCAACCACGCAACCACACAAUGACACAACUGGCACUACGCCACCUACAGCCAACAUCACAACUACAGGUACACCAACCACGCAACCACACAAUGACACAACUGGCACUACGCCACCUACAGCCAACAUCACAACUACAGGUACACCAACCACGCAACCACACAAUGACACAACUGGCACUACGCCACCUACAGCCAACAUCACAACUACAGGUACACCAACCACGCAACCAAACAAUGACACAACCGGCACUACACCACCUACAGCCAACAUCACAACUACAGGUACACCAACCACACAACCAAACAAUGACACAACUGGCACUACGCCACCUACAGCCAACAUCACAACUACAGGUACACCAACCACACAACCAAACAAUGACACAACUGGCACUACACCACCUACAACCAACGUCACAACUGCAGGUACACCAACCACGCAACCACACAAUGACACAACUGGGACUACACCACCUACAACUAACGUCACAACUGCAGGUACACCAACCACGCAACCACACAAUGACACAACUGGGACUACACCACCUACAACCAACGUCACAACUGCAGGUACACCAACCACGCAACCAAACAAUGACACAACUGGCAACGUCACAGCUACUACACACCCAAGCAACAACACAACUUUGACUACACUCACAGCAAGACCAACCAACAUCACAACUACAGCUCCAGCGACUUCAGAAAUCUCUACAACUACACCAACUAACUCCAAUAGCAUCUCGCCUGCAACUCCCCUACCUGCCACCACAACCUCGACCUCUAACUCCAACACCACCGCUGCAAACACAGAACCCACUGCUGGAACCCAACCCACUUCACCCAUCUCCACCUCCCCCACCUCCCAAGGCAGUAGCACUGCACCCUCCACUGGAAAUACCACCACCCUUAGUCCCACAACACCAACCUCAGGAGUGACCACUCCCACUGCAGUAACCACCACCACGACUCCUCCAACCGAACCACAAACUGGCAAUACAACAGCCUCCACCACCACCACUCCAGCCUCAACCACCCCCGCUGCUUCCACCAACACUGUCACCACCCAGCGUCCAACAGAAAUCACAACUAACUCCACCACAGGCCCGACCAUCCCGCCCCCCAUAGUGUGUCCUGCUGUCCCGUGUCCACCUGAUAGCACCUGUCUUCAGGGGACCUGUCAGUGUAUCUCUGGAAGCUUCCUACAGGGCGGACGCUGUGUACCUGCCCAAGUGUUCCCAGGCCAGCUUCAUAUCACUUCCGUCAACUUUGUGGAGGAAAUGAGGAACAGAUCCUCACCAAUAUUCCAGGAAACGGCAGCUAGUAUCACAGCAGCGCUUGGAGAGGCCCUCAGAAAUGAGCCAGGGUAUAGACGGUCUGAGGUUGUCCAGUUAGAACAAGGAAGUGUGCUAGCAACUGUAAAUAACAUCUUUGAAAACACCAACGUCACUCAGGAUUCGGUUGACCAGUCCAUUAAGAGUGCUAUCAACAACUCAGAUACAAACGGAUUGUUGGCUGGUGCUACGUUUGCAGCUACCAACCUGUGUCAGCAGCAGCCAUUACCAUGUGAUGUCGACACUACAACAUGCACAAAUAAAGAGGGCCGAGCUGUUUGUUUCUGUAAAAAGGGCUUCAUCUCUUUGUUGUACUCAAACACCAGCUGCAGAGCGUGUCCAAGUGGGCAGCAGGCUGUGGGAGACACGCAUUGUGAACCAUGUUCCUUUGGAUAUGCUGGUUUCAACUGCAGUGACUCGUCCCUGCUGGCUGUAGUGGUCAUCUCGUGUGUACUGGGAGGAAUUCUACUCAUCAUAGUCCUGGCUCUGCUCAUAUUCUGCUGCUGUAGGGGAUGCUCACAAAGCAAGCCAGACCACAGCAGGAGUCCAUACUCGCCAGGUGACAGGAACGAGCCCUGGCCCACCGGCAUCACCCCGAUCCCCCGCGCCACCACUAAAUUUGAUGCAGCCCCUCCCAUAGAAAUGACAGAAGGGGGCAGCACCAAUAACCUGGUGGACAAAAAUCAUCACACCAAUGGACUGGGGUUUCAUCCGAAGCAGAAAGGAUGGAAAAAGUCAGGAUCAUACGAUCUCAACCCCGACGGGAUGAGGACCUUCAAAGGUAAAAAUCCGUCACGUUACUCCUAUCUGGUUCAAGGCCAUGAGAACCCGUACUUCUUACCGGGAGAGGGCAACAAAAACUGAAAGACUUUCAAGGCCAGCUGGGGAUGAAAUCCACACAGGACUGAGGAACAAAAAGAAGUCUGACGCAUAACUUAAACAUGUCUGAACUUGCUUGGACUAACGCCAGAUCACAAAGGAAAAACAGCCACCAAAGAGAUUCUUUCAUCGAGCGAGAACAUUUGAACAAUUUGUCGGAAGUGAGGCUAGUCGUUGCAUCAUGUCUGUUCUUUUGAAAAGAGCUGAAUGGUGCCAGUAGAUGUCGCCAUUGCUCAGUGUAAUGUUCCUUUUUUUAUGCUUAAGAUAAAUCAAUUAUGUAGACUCUAAAGAAAAUGGAGCUUCUAACAUGCUAAUUGCACUAAACUGUGUCUAAGUUUACCCUCAGUUUUCCUCUCCAAUCAAUGUUUGCUUUCAGGGGCUGCUAGAUAUUUUUCUUAAGGGUGUGAUUAUUUAAAAAACAAUAAAAUCGUGUAUAACAUAAGGGGCUGGAUCCCUGUUUUAGGGUAUUAUUAAAGGGAUUUAUAUUGUAGCUCAGUACUCUAUUUGUUGACGCUGUACUUGCGAAACGUGCCUGUUUUUACGGUCUGUUUGACAAAUAGGAAAACAUGCAAUGUUGUGACAAAGCCUGUCUCCUGGAUGUGCCAAUUAUCACUUGUAUACAUUUUCUUCUGAAAACUCUUAUAGAUAUUUAUCCUUGUGUGUCUGAGGCAGUGCACUAUUUUAUAAGUGUUUAAAGGUUUUGUAAAUGAUUGAAGAUCUUUUAGCAAAGAAUGUGUGUGUUUGUGUGUGUGUGUGUGAGAGAGAGACAGAGAGAGUGCAAUGAAAAUAAAUUAAUUUAAACACAA